Molecule: messenger RNA, 1669 nt
Organism: Galeopterus variegatus (Sunda flying lemur)
Lineage: Eukaryota; Metazoa; Chordata; Mammalia; Dermoptera; Cynocephalidae
Product: tumor necrosis factor receptor superfamily member 19L-like
Exons: 10
Coding region: 1-1281 (426 amino acids)
Biological process (GO): apoptotic process; amelogenesis
Molecular function (GO): protein binding
Source: RefSeq, a predicted model, not a curated record
AUGAAGCUGAGCCCGUUGUGCUGGCCCCUGUCCUGCCUCCUUGUGCUGCUGCUCUGGCCUCUGGCCACUUCAGCAUCAACGACCCCUUGGCAGUGCCCACCCGGAGAGGAGCCCAACCUGGACCCGGGGCAGAGCACAUUAUGCAGGUCCUGCCCCCUGGGCACCUUCUCAGCCUCAUGGGGCUCCAGCCCGUGCCAGCCCCAUACCCGCUGCAGCCUUCAAAGGAGGCUGGAGGCCCAAGUGGGCACAGCGACUCAAGAUACAUUAUGUGGAAGAUGUCAGUCUGGGUGGUUUGGCCCUUUGGAGGUACCCCAUGUUCCAUGUCAGCUGUGUUCCUGGGCACCUCUGGGUACUCAUGGCUGUGACACGUGGGGGCGGCGGGCCCGACGUGGCGUGGAGGUGGCAGCAGGGGCCAGCGGCCGUGGGGAGACGCGGCAGCUUGGGAACGGCACGCGGGCGGGCGGCCCUGAGGAGACGGCUGCGCAGUACGCGGUUAUUGCCAUCGUGCCCGUCUUCUGCCUCAUGGGGCUGCUGGGCAUCCUAGUGUGUAACCUGCUCAAGCGGAAGGGCUACCACUGCACGGCCCACAAGGAGGUCGGGCCUGGCCCUGGAGGUGGAGGCAGCGGGAUCAACCCCGCCUACCGGGCUGAUGACGCCAAUGAAGAUACCAUAGGGGUCCUGGUGCGUCUGAUCACAGAGAAGAAAGAGAACGCGGCGGCCCUGGAGGAGCUGCUGAAAGAGUAUCACAGCAAACAGCUGGUGCAGACAAACUACCGGCCUGUGCCCAGGCUGCCACCGGCCCCCCCAAGAAUGCCACACAUCUGCCCACAUGGCCACCACCUCCACACUGUGCAGGGCCUGGCCUCACUCUCUGGCUCCUGCUGCUCCCGUUGUAGCCAGAAGAAGUGGCCUGAGGUGCUGCUGUCCCCUGAGGCUGCAGCUGCCACCACUCCUACUCCCAGCCUCCUCCCCAACUUGGCCAGGGCUCCCAAGGCAGGACGCCAGGGCGAGAUCACCAUCUUGUCUGUGGGCAGGUUCCGUGUGGCUCGAAUUCCCGAGCAGCGGGCAAGUUCAGCAGCAUCUGAGGUGAGGACCAUAACAGAGGCCACGCCUUCAGGGAGUGAUCCCCCCAACUCCCCACAACCUGGCCUCCCCCCUGAGCAGCGGGCACUGCUGGGAAGUGGUGGAAGCCAUACGAAGUGGCUGAAGCCCCCAGCAGAGAACAAGGCUGAGGAGAACCGCUAUGUGGUCCGGUUAAGUGAGAGCAACCUGGUCAUCUGAGGGGCUGCCUAGUCUGAGGACACUGAAGCCUUCCCCGGGAGGUUGUGAAGGCUUCCAGGAGGAGGGAGAGCUGCAGCUGGGACUGUGAGGACCACGAAACAAUGGCCCAGCAGGCAAAACAACAAAGGCCAAGGCCUGGAGGUGGGAGCGUCCACCCCAGUGAGGAGGCAGGCAGGUCGGCGGGCAGUGUGUGCAGAAGCAGGUUGAGCCCCGUGCCUGUCCCUGCUGCCCCAGUUCCCCCCUGCAGGAUGGCCCUGUCCCCUGUGGCUGCCUGGGCCAGAUCCUAGGAUUCCACAGGACUCUGUACUACCAGAAGCCUGGGCUUGGCAGAGUGGAGGGGCCCACGCCUGGCUCCCCUGGCCCCACACCUUGGUAAUUAGCCCCCCCC